UCUCUCCUUCAGCAACUCUCCCACUCCCUUCUUCACGGAUAACCUCUGAAGGUUCUCCGCACUUGCCGCAGCUGUGAGACCAGAGGAGCCCCAAAUAAUGGCACAGAUUGCAGAAGAAAACUUAUAUGAAAAAAUAGAUGAGGAGAAUGUGUACGAGAAGCCAUUUGAUGAACCGGGUGGGCUUGCUGAGGUGCAGUAUGAGAACCAAGAUGCUUAUAAAGACACCACAGAGAAGGAAGCUUUAUACAGCGAGAUUUCAAUUGAUGAGUCUGCUGAGAAGGCAGAGAGAAGUUUAUCUCCGGACUACAUGAACAUUAGAGACAGCACACCGGAGAUAGAAGCCAACGGCAGUGAGAGUCUGACGGGAGAAGAAAGUGCUUGUCCCUUCAGCUUCAGCCCAGAUAUGGGUGAAGCUGCUGAACAGGUGAACGGUGAUGGAAUCCUGUCCAGACACUCAUCCUCAUCAUCUGGAGACCCGUGUGAAGAAAGCACUGAGGAUGCCAUGGCCAUGGCUUUCGCCUUCUCAGCACCCAGAUCUUCUGAACCAGAGGAAGAAGUUGACUAUAGUCUCAAAACGGUGGACACCAAUCCAGCUGAAGCUCCAGAGAGAGCCAUUGACCCCACACAGCCAGAAAUCUCUCUGUUUGUCAAGGCUGGGAGUGAUGGGGAGAGUAUUGGGAAUUGUCCAUUCUCCCAGCGCCUUUUCAUGAUCCUCUGGCUCAAAGGGGUCGUCUUCAACGUCACCACUGUAGACCUGAAGAGGAAACCAGCUGACCUGCAUAACCUGGCUCCAGGCACCCACCCUCCUUUCCUCACCUUCAAUGGCGAGGUCAAAACCGACAUCAACAAGAUUGAAGAGUUCCUAGAGGAGGUGCUGGCACCACCAAAAUACCCUAAACUGGCAGCCAAGCACAGGGAGUCAAACACAGCGGGGAUUGACAUAUUUGCAAAGUUCUCAGCUUACAUCAAAAACACAAGGCCAGAUGCCAAUGGAGCACUAGAGAAAAGCUUGACGAAGGCCCUGAAGAAGCUGGAUGAAUAUCUGAACAGCCCUCUACCUGAAGAGAUAGAUGCGGACAGCAUGGAGGAGGAGAAGAGCUCCAACCGUUCGUUCCUGGAUGGGAAUGAGCUGACUCUGGCAGACUGCAACCUGCUGCCAAAGCUCCACAUAGUCAAGGUCGUUGCCAAGAAGUAUCGCAACUAUGACAUUCCUUCUGACAUGACGGGAGUGUGGCGCUACCUGAACAGCGCCUACUCACGAGACGAGUUUACCAACACUUGUGCUGCUGACAAAGAGAUUGAAAUGGCCUAUCAGGAUGUAGCAAAAAGGCUGGUCAAGUAAAUGAUGUGACACAACUAACAGAGGAAUAAGGCUUUACAGAUGCAGUCAGAAAUAAACCUGAGGUGUAGGUUCUGGUUUUGUAUAUUUUAGCUUUACCCAAUUUGUAACUAUUGCAAAUGAAACCUGAAAAAGUUCCGAUCUGAACACGGGUGACAAAAUAAAGAGACCUGCUGACUCAGCACUGGACCAGAAAAGUCUUGUUCCACUGCAACUUGUGUCUAAAAUCAUCAAAACUUGGUGGAUUUGUUUUUCUGAUAAGUUGCUUUUCCUUUAUUUAUUCCUAUCAUUUAGUUUAUCUCUUUUACAAUAGUUGUUGACUGUCAAUCAUGUGCAAGGGCCCGACAGCUGAGAAGAGAGAUUUCUGUUGAUUAGCUGAAAAAUAGCCACUGUAACAGUUUUCUUCUGUUUUGAUGAUUUUCAGUAAUGCACAGUCUUCAGUAGACUUCACUGAAUUCAAGGGAUUCGCUGAACAGAUAUGAGCUGUGUAUGCUGAUGUUCUGUAUGAACGUUAAAGGAAUUAUUCAGCAAAAGAUCGAAUUUAUUCAGUUUUCCACUUACCCCUUGAUCAGGCAAAGCACAUAUGGUGUCCAAGUUUUGCUUCUUUAGUUCAGUGCUGGAGUUAUACAGCUAACAUGUGCUAACGAACAAUAGAAGCCAAUAGUCACCCAAAUCUUUUCUGUAAAUACAUCUCUAGAACUUCACUUGAGGCUUAUCAGUGUGGUUUAGGAGUUUGACUUAUUCUGAACUUAUAAAUGAACAAAUCUUCACAAUGUACAUUAGCUAAACGCUGUGAGCAGCCACUUUCGACCCUUGGAGAACAGAGAUUGUGUUUAAUUCUAAUUCUAAUUCCUCCGCACAACCUUAAUGAAGAUCAGGAUGCAAUAUAAACAGGUUGAAACAAAGUGAUUGUGCAUUUAUGGAAAACAUUUAGGUGGCUAUUGACUUUAAAUGUUUCUAAGCAGCUAAACUAAAGAAGACAAAUUUGGACACCAAACAUAUCUUGGCUCACUGGCUAAGCGGAAAAUGAUGUAAAUUAGAUUUUUCGCUAACAACUACCUUAAAGUGUGUUUAUUUGUGUUUUCCAGAAACAGAGAAAGAACAAGUGUGAGUAGUAGAGCAAGACAGAACACAGAAACCUGUGAACAAAUCACAUUUUUGCAUGACUGUUUCUUAAUUGAAUCUGUUUGAAUGGCAUUUUGCUCAUUUUGCCUCAAAACAAUCGACUGCUGUAUGAAGAGUGAUCGAGUGAUUCAAAACACGUGCCUUGAUUGGGAAAUUCCUGGCCAAAAUCUUAAAUAUGAUUUAUGUUAUGAUAGUGUUCCAUAGACCGUAUAUUAUUUUUAGCCUGAUUCAAGAAGCUUUCAUUCAAGUCCUUACAGCUGUUUAGCCAAAAUACAUUUUAUCACGUUAACAUCGAACUUGUCUCUUUAUCAGCACAUAUAUCUACCCAUAAGAUUUAGUCUGGAGCUAAAUUAUGCCUGAUUAAUAUGAGUUGUGUGGCAAAGAAAAUUCAUGACGCCCAAUAGUGCUCUUAAAUGGAGUAAGGCAGUGUCGCCGGGCUUCUCUCCAGCUUCUCUCCGCUGCUCUCAGCAGUGCUGGAAUAGCACACUGCUCUACAGCCUUGAUGGGUCCUCAUGGAGCUGCGCUGCUCUUGUGUGGUUUGGACAAACAUUUGAUAUGAAAUGGGAGUAUGGCGCCAGAGAGGCCCAUCCUGCGUGAACCUCUACGAAUAAAAUAAUAUUUUCGCAGUU
Pygocentrus nattereri (red-bellied piranha) is the source of this 3093-nucleotide messenger RNA. It is a transcript of the gene clic5b, whose product is annotated as chloride intracellular channel 5b. The transcript is spliced from 6 exons. The coding region runs from base 98 to 1342 and encodes 414 amino acids. Lineage: Eukaryota; Metazoa; Chordata; Actinopteri; Characiformes; Serrasalmidae. The record is from RefSeq and is a predicted model, not a curated record.